Messenger RNA from Gordionus sp. m RMFG-2023, 850 nucleotides. RefSeq lists its product as uncharacterized. Bases 215 to 850 code for a protein of 211 amino acids. The transcript is spliced from 5 exons. The record is from RefSeq and is a predicted model, not a curated record. NCBI's taxonomy places the organism in Eukaryota, Metazoa, Nematomorpha, Gordioida, Chordodea, Parachordodidae.
AUUCCAUAAAUAUUGUGGGAUUGUCCAGAGAGUAACCUCAGCCUACCACCCACAAGCAAAUGGUUUGGUUGAGCGAGUUAACAGAACAAUCCAGAACCGAAUAGCAAAAUCGGUUUUGGAUAUCCCAACUGACUGGCCAGAUGCUUUGGUAGGGGUGUGUGGCACCUACAAUUCUUGCAUACACUCUUCUACGGGAUUUUCGCCCUAUGAACUGAUGUAUGGUCAGAAACUACGACGCCCUCUUACAUUACAAAACAAAAUUGAGGAUGUAUUAGCCUUAGCAGAGGUUAUGGCAAAAAUAACAAUUGAUCAUUGUUUAAAAGAAGAGUUAGAAAUUAAAAUGGCUCAUCUUAAAAAAAUAACGGAACUGGCUAUACAAAAUAUUGGUAUAGCCCAGCUUAAACAAAAAAAGGAUUACGAAAAAAGAUCAAAUGGUUCUAAAUCUUUUAUUUUGGGACAAAAGGUUCUUGCUUGGAACCAUAAAUGGUUAGAUAGGAAAGGGGGGAAAAUGUUGAACCCCUGGAUAGGCCCUUAUUUGAUCAAUAAAAUAUUUGAUAAGGGUGUAUAUGAAUUAAUAACCACGAAUAAUCUCAUAUUAAAAACAAAAUAUAAUUUAUCCAAUUUAAAAGAAUUUAUUGUAAGAAACAAUGAAUAUCCAGAUGAAAAUGAUAGUAGUUCCCAAAAUGGCCUUUAUGAUGAAAUUAUUCCACUUGCUACGGAGUUUGUUGAUCCAAACUCUUCCAGAGAUAGUAGUUCCCAAAAUGGCCUUUAUGAUAAAAUUAUUCCACUUGCUACGGAGUUUGUUGAUCUAAACUCUCCUAGAGGUAUUGUAUUUAGGAUAUAUAUUUGA